This is a messenger RNA of Closterium sp. Naga37s-1, 453 nucleotides long. NCBI's taxonomy places the organism in Eukaryota, Viridiplantae, Streptophyta, Zygnematophyceae, Desmidiales, Closteriaceae. The record is from the annotation of a GenBank genome assembly.
AUGCCCCGUGCGCGCUAUGCGGGCCCAGCGCGCUGGCGGCUUGCGCCCCGGAGCCUUGUUGCCGCAGCGCGCUGCGCGAAGGGGACACUGGCGACUUGCCUGAAAAUAUCUCCCAACGCGCAACCCCCAGCGCCACCUUGCUCCUCCUUUCACGCCGCCACGCAGAUCAUUCCAUGGGAUCUGAACUGGACGAAGCGCGUGCACCUCCCGCAGAUUUUUAUCGUGUUCAGAUGGGUGGACUUGGCGUGGCAUGAUCUGUGGAUCAUGGACGAUGAGAAAGCAUUCAAAGCCUGCGACUUCAAGCGGGCAAAGCGCCUUCGACCCCUUGUUGUUGGCGGGCAGUACAAAUAUACUGUCACUAAUAUCGGUGGCUUUUAUUUCGCCUCAAGUGGCCUUCUGCAGUGUAACUAUUACAAAGUGAAGCUGUCGUUUAAAUUGUUGGCCCCUCCGUAA